This is a messenger RNA of Darwinula stevensoni, 5610 nucleotides long. Lineage: Eukaryota; Metazoa; Arthropoda; Ostracoda; Podocopida; Darwinulidae. The record is from the annotation of a GenBank genome assembly.
CUUCUUUCCCCCUUUUUCCAGGUGUAAACGAGAGAGAGACAGAUGGGAAAGACCUUUUUGGAAGAAAGUGAAGUAGAAAGUGCGCCUCUUUUCCCGCCUCCCCCCGACGCGAACGCGUUCGGGGAUGCGACGUGCGUGCGCGAGUGACGUGUUCACCUGCUGCCAGGUAUGACCACCGAAGUGGAACCCAAGAAGAACAGGCGGGAGGCCGAUGAAGUCAUGAAUGGCCCCCUCGUCACCUGGGUGCGGUCCCUGCACGAGGCCAACUCGAGUCUGCAAUGCGAGGAUCUCACCCUGCGAAGCCUCACUCAAGGAUCCGCCCUGCUGGACAUCAUGUCCACCAUAGAUCAGAGGGUGACAGCAGCGGUGCAUCCAGACAAAGACGAUCUCGUGUUUCGUCUCAAGAACAUUCAUUCCUUGGUCAAGGCCAUCCAGAACUUUUACCAUGACAUGUUGGGCCAAUUGGUCGUGUGCCGGCUGCCGAACGUGCUGCUCCUGUCGCGAGACCCGGGGAGCGAGGACUCCCUGGAUCACCUGAAGCGGCUGCUGCUGCUCCUCCUCGGCUGCGCCGUGCAGUGCUCCCAGCGGGAGGACUUCAUCAACAAUAUCAAGCUGCUGGGCUUGGAUGUGCAGCAUGCCAUCGUGUCGUGCAUCCAACAGGUGACGGACAAUCUGGAGACCGUGUGGCCCGUGGAGUGGACGGAGCUGUCGCUGGUCCCCGAAGAGCAGCAGGCCCUGGCCUUCUCCGUCCUGGUCUCCCACCUCAAAAGCAUCAUCAACGAAAGGGAUUCGUACCUCCAGCACCUGGUGGAGAGCCAGUGCAAGGAAUCCUCGACACCGAAGUCCCAGAGCGGGAAGUGCAACGGGCACGGCCCGCCCUCGGCGGCCAUCCCGUACGGCCAGGCGAACGGGUGCCCCGAGAGCGACAGGGGGUCGAAGCUGCAGGGGGAUGCGUCCCAGGACCUUCAUCACGUCAUGGUGGAGCUGGCCGACUCCAAGGCCAAGAUCAGGAGGCUCAGACAGGACCUAGAGGAGAAGACUGAACUGAUCUCAGAAGCCAGCGAGGAGCUGGAGUCCUUGAAGGAGCAAGUGGGGAAAUUCAGACACGAGAACCUGACCCUGGUCCAGGAGGCAAGGACUGCCAAGGCGCUGCGGGACGAGCUGGACAUGAUCCGGGAGAAGGCCGACCGGGCGGAUCAGCUGGAAUCGGACCUCCAGCGAUUCCGGGAGAAACUGUCCGACGUCGAGUUCUACAGGGCCAGGGUGGAUGAACUCAGGGAGGAUAAUCGGCUCCUGGUCGAGACGAAGGACCUCCUCGAGGAGCAGAUCGACGGGUUGCGAAAGAGGCAGGAGUCCCUCCUCCACCUGGAGACGGAGCUUCUUCAGUGCCGAUCGCAGAUCCACUCCCUGCAGCUGGAUCGAGACGCCGAUCAGACCAGGAUCGAGGAGCUGGUGGAGGAAAAUUCCCGCCUCCUUCUGUGCAACCGAUCCCAGCUUGAUGAGUCUCACAGCCUCCUGGCUGAGUUGGACAGACUGAAGUAUGGUGCAGAAGGCAAUACCAGUCUGAGUGAAGAAUUGAGCAGCGAUGCCUGCACUCAACUCAGGAAGCUGGAGUAUGAAAACCAGAGACUCCAAUCUCUCCUCGACCAGCUCAGGGAUCAAGGUCAACGAGAUGCUAAUGAAAGGAUACUUGAGUUGGAAAGGGAGAACAAGAGACUAUCCUUGAAGGUGGAGCAGCUCCAGGAAGCGCAGCAGAAGGAGAGUUCCCGCUGUGUCGAUCUGGAGUCUCAACUGCACGAGGUGCAGGACGAGACCAAACGUCUCAAAGAGACUCUCGAAAUGGUGAAAGAGCAUGGAAACCGACAAAUACAGGAGCUCCAACGAGAGAAACAGGGCUUGGAAGAGCUGGUCGAGAAGCUGCGCGAUCGAGAGACCCAGUCGACAGAUGCAAGGAUCCACCAGAUCGAUGAGGACAAUUGCAGACUUCAGGAGUCAGUGCAGCAGUUGGAAGCCCAGGUCUCUCGUCUGGAAUAUGAGAAAGCGCAGCUGGAGAAGGCCCACACCCGUCUUCAAGUUGCUCACAAUUCUCUUGCCGAGAGUGAGACCGAAAAGCAGCGCCUUCAAUCAGAGAAACAAGACCUAAUCAAGGCAUUGGCAGCCAUGAAAGCAUCCUGUGAAGAAUAUGAUAAAAUGGAGCAGAAAUAUUAUGAACUCCAGGUUGAAUACUCUAAACUCCAAAAAUCAUUGGAUUCAGCUAGAGAAGCAUCUAAAAAGUAUGAUGAUCUGAAAGUGGAGCACACCAGCUUGUCUUUGGAGAAGGAGCAGAUGCAGAGACGAAUGGAUCGAUGGGAAAAUAUCAAACAGAGAGCCAUCCAAGCUGAAGAAGAAAAAGAAUCUCUAUCAUCACAGCUUACAGAGGUGAAGACUGCUCUUCACCAAGUUCAGGCUGAGACAGGAAGGCUUCAGACCCUGGAGAUAGAAUUGCAAAAUGCAAACGAAGAGAGAGCCACCCUGAAGCACAGUUUGGAGUUGAUUGAGUCACGCCUGGAGGCAGUGACAAGGGAGAAGGAAAGUCUGGAGUCAGAGAAAAACAAGCUGGAGAACAACGUGCACGGGUCGGCAACUCGCGUAGAAGAGUUGGAGAGAGAGAAGAGUGGACUGGAAGCAGACAAGGAGCAGCUGACCCAGGACAACAAGACCCUUGGGAAGGAAGUCAGUCGACUGAAGCAGACCCUGGAGGGCAAAGAUUCAGCUCUCGAUGAGUCCUCCCUCAAGAUCUCGGCCUUGGAGCAGGAGUGCAGGCUCUUGACCAGGGAACUUGAAGGCAUUAAGCAGCAUGCAGCUAGGUUGCCUGAACUGGAAAGAGAGCACAGUGAAGUGAUCCAGCAGCGAGCUAUGGAGAAUCAGAUGCUGUCAGCCCUACGAGAAGACCUCAUCCAGGAGAAGAUGCGGAGCCAGCAGCUCACUGCACAGCUCGACCUCCUCACGGCCGAGUUGCAGCGCAUGGGCAUCCAGCAGGAGAGGAUUGCCAACAGCCAGAAGGAUGAGACUCACUUCAAGGCACUUCAGACUCUUCUGGAAGAGGCCCUAAAGAAGAACAUGGAAGUGAAGGAGGAGAAGAUCUCUGCUCUAGAGUCCCGUCUUCAGGAUGCGACCAAUCGCAAUGCCGAGUUGAAAGCGGAGCUCCAGGCCCUCAGGAGACAGCAUGAAACCUUGUGUCAGCAACCUAGUGACAAACGAGAUGCAUCAGGAGCAUCUGAGAUCCUUGCUCUCAAGGAUCAUCUUGUAUCCGUCGAGCGUGAGAAUGCAACUCUUCAAGCUGACAACAAAAGCCUCAUGAGCCAAACAUCCCAAGCUCAAGAGCAAGUGGCAUCUCUUCAGACUCAGAUGUCAACCCUCCAAGCCCAGGCCUCAGCCCUGGCUCAGCAGAACGCUUCCCUCCAACAGCAGAACGCGAAUCUUCAGGCCCAGAAGCAGCUGGAGGACCUGAAGGCAACUCAUGAUCGUGUGCAGAAUGCAGCAUCUGGCCAAGAAGACCUCGGCAAACUUAGGGAGACUCUCGAGAAGGAGCGUGAAGCAGUCAAGGCAGAAGCGAAGGCAUUGAGUAAUCUGAGAUCUGAACACUCACGCCUCAAGGAUGACUUCAGGAGUCUGUUUGCUGCAAGCGAAAGACUGAAGACCGAGUACCGCAGCCUCCAGGCGGACUACAAGGGAGUGAAAGCAGAAAAUAACAAUCUAAAGCUGCGCAGCACUGAACUGCAUGGGCAGUUAGAUGAAGCCCAGCAUAAAGUGUCAUCCCUGGACCUUCAGGUCACCAAACUCAGCCACAAGUGUGAAAUCCUAUCCUCCCUGAACUCUACGCUGGAUGAGGAACGUCGUCAGCUGAUGAGCCAGGUUUCGGUGCUGUUGACUCAGUAUCACGAUCUCCUCACGCAUACGCUGGAAGAUCGUGAGCACUUCCACAACGAAGAGAGGAACUACGUGGACAAGAUGAACGACCUCAGACGUCAGAAAGAGAAAUUGGAGGAGAAGAUCAUGGAACAGUACAGACGGAUGGAGAGCGUGUCCCGCAAACGAGGCUUCGGAUCGAACCUGGUGCGAAGGAUGCGCAAGGCCGGGUCGGAAAUAAUGCAGCGCGUCCCUCCUCGUUCGAGUCGGAGUCGGGAGAGACGACCGCUGUCCUUCUCGGGAGGUUUGGACCGAGACAGUCACGAUUCGGCCUCUCUCGCCUCAACAGGAAUGUCUGGGUCUUCUGGUGACUCUGGGACAGAAGGAGGAGGAACGAAUAGGUCAUCACCACAUAGUACUGGUGAAGAUGGGAUCUCAGAGCUUAGCCUUCAAGCAGAAGAGGAAGAGGAUGAGGAGGAAGAUGAAGGAGGAGAAGAAGGAGAGAUGAAGAAGAAAAAUUCAAUGCAUCAUCGAAGUUCUCUCCCAAUACUCUUUCACACCGGAGGCACCACCACCACCACUGGCAAUCACGACAGCCUGUCGUCCGAUGAAAUCGCCAGCCUUCGUUUCACCACCCCGCCUGAUACGCAGGCUCUCCUCAAGAAGCUCAUAGGAGACGAUCCUAAAAGGGAUGUGAGAAGGAGCCGAUUGAGUCUGGGGAACGUCGGGACGAGAAGAGCCGUGUAUUACAGCGACGAGCACGACACCAUCCCGACGAGAGACGUUGGACCUGCUCCUCUGCCUUCUAACAAGCAGGAUGCAGAGAGCUCAAAGGGUUUGACGAAAUCGGUGCCGCCGACCGAGGCUCGAGAGUCUCCCAUUGGGAUGGCACAAUCUCCAGUGCCAGUGUCCACACAGUCUAGUCCUGCUCCUUCUUCACAGAGCCUUUCACAUCCCAAUGGUUCCAGCCCAAGUCUUGCUGCCUCCACACUCCAUAGACAAAGCAGUCUCAGGGGACUUGUGAUGCCUCUGCCUCGUUCCACAUCUACCGAGGGCACUCCCACUCUUCCCACACGCAGUGGAGUCAAAAGACCCGCUCCUCAGCCUCCUCGCCCAAAUGUUCCCGGUUUAUCAGGCCCGCUUCUGCCAGCCAGGGGACGUGCAGGACCCGCAGACGGGAGCAGCAGCACCAGCAGCACCAACAGCAACAACUCCCAGAAUGGGCCAUUGUCAUCUAGUCUCCAGCAAAAGGCACCUCAGCUGCCACCCAAACGAAGCACCUCAAAGCCAGAUUCAAACGCGCCACCUCACACAGAUGAGAAACCGGCGGACAAUUCGGUGUGGUACGAGUACGGCUGCGUCUGAGCGGCAUCCGGCAUUGUGAUAGAGUCUGUUUCGUCGAGUCUCGUCCACUUAUAGCCCCUGACAAUCGUGAAGCAUGUCACCGUCCCAUAUUGUGAUGCUUGGUCUGUCUGUUUUUUUCGGUGUUUUCCUCGUCCAUUCACGUACCUGAGAUUUAAAAUAAUCGUAGCAAUCGGUCGAGACCCACAUUCGAGUCAGGUCCAAAGAUGUGUCGAAUAUGAAGAGGUUGAACAUAGAGAGGCAUUCCCACUGAUGUACAAGUAUGGCUUUUCUUCGCACUGGAGUGAUUUCGGUCCAAAGAAUUCUGACAGGGAAGGAAGGUAGUUUUUUUUUAUUAAUCAGGGAAUCGAGAUGUGUAAG